This is a messenger RNA of Trichobilharzia szidati, 5398 nucleotides long. Lineage: Eukaryota; Metazoa; Platyhelminthes; Trematoda; Strigeidida; Schistosomatidae. The record is from the annotation of a GenBank genome assembly.
GUUCUUUUUGGAAAUGUAGCCACAAUAGUUCAACACAUUUAAUUAUUUGCUGACAAAAGUAACGAAGAUUUCAAAGAAAUCAUGUAUCUGUAUUUUUGUUGUGACAAAUUCAGAGCGCACUAUUGUACAUUGAACGUUACCAUUUAAUGAUCGUUAUUUUUCAACCAUAACAGUUACUUGAGAAACUAAUCUUUUCUGUGGUAAGAGGCUAAUGGCGCUACUAUGUAAUGGUGUCCGAAGGCGGUUUGUCAUCUGAUAGCGGGUCUGAUCUUGAAGCGUCUGGUGACUCCGAUCUUUCAGAUUCUCGUCUAGACAAUCUAGUUGACGAUAUCAUCGGGAAACUUGCGCUAUACCCCUCUUGUAAACAGUCUGAGAUGACUAUUAAGAAUAGGAAGGAUAGGGUAAAGUCCGAAAGAGACCCUCCUGGGACUUCCACUAACAGCCGUCAUAGCUUUGCCUUCAAACCAUACCCUUACAAUGAAGAACGUAAAGAGAUGGCUUCCCAUCGCAAUAGACAUCGUUGUGUGCAUCUCGAGUCCAACAUUAAUCAAGACAUCGAAGCCCCUCGAUCUCCACUGUCCUACUCUUUUCCUGUUGAUUCGUCUCUCUACCCAGCUCAUGCAGCUUUUAACCAUCCACCAACCCGUCACAUAUCCCAACAAAUCGAGUCUCUCAACCCCACUGACUGCAGGCCACAUGUGCGUGAAAAUAAGACAAGUCAGGUAAAACCCCAGCCCACUAUUGUGGAUGAUGCCUCCGGGAACAAUAGUGAAGAUGAAUAUUACUUCGGCAAACAACCGCGAAGAGCAUCCCCUAUCCAGCUUACAGACGAUAGUCUUGAGCGACUACUGGCAGAGAAGAAAGGAUGGAAGAUUAUUAAGGUUGCGUCAGAUGGUGCUUGUUUGUUCCGCAGUGUUUGUAAGUUCCUGUUUCCCUGCUAAUACGUCCCCAGCCCAUCAGAUUUUUGGUGACGAAGAAAAGCAUGAUGUCGUACGCUCCCAAGUCAUUGAGUAUAUGAUUAAAAACAAAGAACACUUUUCACAAUAUCUCACUGAAGAUUUUGAUCAUUACAUAUCCCGCAAACGAGAUGUGUCUUGUUAUGGGAAUCACGUUGAGAUUCAGGCAAUCGCAGAAUUAUAUAACAGACCUGUUGAAAUUUAUCACAGUUCAGUGGAACCCAUCAAUGUUUUUCACGCUGAUUAUUCAAAAGAAUUUCCUAUCAGGCUUAGUUAUCAUGGUCGAGUUCACUAUAAUUCCAUAGUUGAUCCUUUCAAUCCAUCGUUUGGCCAUGGUCUUGGUAUGCCCAACUACCAACCUGGCUUGGCGGAACCAGAUCUCAUUGCUCGUGCCAUAAGGGAGUCUGAAAGUACACAACUCGAAGAAGCCAUGUUACGCGACAAGCUUGCUGAAACAGAACAAGACGCUAUUGACAGAUGUAUUGAAGACCAAGCAGUUCGGGAGUCUUACUUCGACUACCUACAACAGAUCUCAGUGCCUGUUAACCAAAAGAUAAAUCCAAAUAAUUCCGUCGCAGCUUCUGAAAGUACAGAUGCACAUCCCGGUCAAAAAGUAUCAGUGGACUGUAGAAUUCCAGCGAGUUUGACAAAAAGUUCCGAUGUAGCAUCUUCAUCAAAAGCCUCUGUUCCAGACAUAAAAACUCGUGAAAACAAUAUGUCUACAAAAGAACCACUACCUAGUUCGUCUAAUUCUCAGAGUGAUAUGACAUUGCGUCAUAUUCCUCCUUGCAUGCUGGGUAAGUGACCAUUUUUAUUGUGUUUUUUUGAUAAUUUUAAUAAGUUUCAUAGUUUUAUAGCACACUUAAAUAUACUUUUGUGCGACUUAGAUAAUCAAGGAGCAUUAUGGGCUUUCAAACCCACUGUUUUAUAUGGUGCAACAUGAAAAAGGUACAGUAAGUUUAAUAUCAGAACUAAUGCAAUGUUGAUAUUCAGAUUCUUUUCCUCUGAGAGUAUCCUCGCCAAUUUUUGCAGUAGAUACGUCAAAACCAUCAUUGAUGCCUUGCUACAGAUAUUCCUAUGUUACUGACCUUUACUGAAACCUGAAACAUCGGGGGUAUACAUUGAAAUAUAAAACCUAUCAGCAAAGCCAAGUGAAACAUCUGCAUACCAAGUAGAAGUUAAGAAGUGAGAGACAGAAAUGGAAGUCACAAUAUCAGUCCCUUAAGAUAGGAAAAAGUAACAUCAAAUAAAUAAAAAAAACGAGGCGUUACCAUCAAUUUUACCUGCAAUAAUUUCACAUUCCACUCUCGUAAUGUCACGUUUGUCCCUUAGAUUUGCCUUUUGUUGUCUCAUUUAAUGACAUUUUAUGGAUAAAUUUAUAGUGACACAAUAACCUCUUUAUUUGUCACGAAAUAAUAGGUCAAUAAAGGUUAAAAUAACCUAGUGGAUGACACAACUUUACACAAAAUUGCAUGAUUUAAAGUUGCUACACGUCGAAACAAUACACAAAAGACAUGAGAAAUAAAAUGGACAAACCUGAAUAUAGUGAGGAUACGUUAGUUGGAAUGUGUUCAACCUCCAAGGAGUUAGGUAACAAGUGUCUUUACUACCGUCAGCAGAUGUCAGUCAUGAAUCUGUUACCAGCAUAUGCAGGUGUACGUCUACCUAUUUGUCUUUCAUAUGGGGUCCAUCAACAUGAAAUGCUGAGUUGCGUCGAUAAUCUAUUUUGGCUUUGACUUCACUUUCUGUCAUUUGAGCUUCCUAAUUUCACAGACAGGUCGCGCGCACAUCUUCACCUCUCCCUAGCUGACUGUAAGCCCGAUAAAGAGAGAAGGUUGAGUGUGAGGCUAGCAACUCAACUCCGUAAAAAAACCACUGCUACUGAAACUCCAAAGUUAUAUAUUGAAGCCCUAUGAUCCACUCGAAACGUAAAGGAAUAAAAUAAAUUUUACAUACUGAAUCCGUCAAAAUUGCACAUAAGUAAUGGGGUUUUACCAGCUAAGUUGACUACCACUUUCAAAAUCUUGACAUCACUUUUGUUGUUGGGACUCAAUCAUUUGGGAUAUUUUUUUUAUUAAAUUGAGUCACACAGUGCUAGUGCUGAUAAUACUGUUCAGUAGGUGAAUAUUUUUUUACCAUCUCUGAUAGUCUUUAUACAUAGGGUCAUUCGAAAGAAUGGAGUUAUUAACUGGUCAGAAAAGAUGAAAAGUGACAUGUAACUUGACAUAUUGCCUCGUUCGUGGGUAGAUUAUUCAGCGAUUAAUCUAUCUCAGAGUGAACCAGAGUAAAACCUUUUGUUCAAAUAAUUUUAAAAGAGUUGUUAGGAGAAAUAUUGUGUUCUGAUGAAAAAUGGUAAGUUGGAGAGUUUCACUUCAUUUGGGCAGUAUGAUAUAUGCUGAAGGCUAUUUUACAUUCCCUUGCAUUCGAGGAGGUAGUACUUUUGUAACAAAAUCAGUCCGAUAUCUGUAGCUGCUAGUUGAUUAAAGUCAGAAGGAGCUGAUACAAGCCUCCAUGCUAAUCUGUUCCCCAUUAUAUCACUUUCACAUUCAACUUGUAAAUCUGAAAGUCCUAUGAAUUAUAAAUCUCAAGAACCACGUGAUUUUCAUAUUAAGUGCAAAUGACGAUUGUUGCUUCUAACCGCUUAUAAUGCAGCUUUGGAGAAUCAGAAGUCUGUAAAUACGACUGUAGCACAGUUAUCAAAUAACUCAUAUGAUAGAAAUUCCAUUUAAAAUAUGAGUAACUACAAGCUUCACUUCCAUUUAACUUUUGAAUCAAGUUUUCAGCAAUAACCGAUGUCAUUAUUGCAUUUUGUGCCAUUUACAGUAUGCUUUCAUAAGAUGUGCGGAUGUUCAUGUUCACUGAAAUACUUUGUGAACUCGGUUACCUUGAACAGUUUUUUCAUGUAGCAUGACUUAAAUAUACUACUCAGUUGAGCAAACUGAAUUAGGUGGAGCCGGAUUCGAAAGUCCCAACAAGGUACAAUUCCACUCAAUUACGUACACCUUUCACUAUGUUCGAGCACCUUUUAGUGACUUUAUUUAUUCAGUAAAAGCUGCAUACCUAAUGGUCAUUGAGAGAUGUCUUGCAGUAGGUAGUUCAACUGGAUAACUACAGUGAUAAAACGUGGAAUUUAAUUAGUUCGCUUUUAGUUGGGCAUAACAAAGUAUUCAAUUCAUGUUGUUUUGCCACUUUGUUUGGUUAAUAUGUAGUUGAUAGUCACUUCGCAGUGCUCAGUGAUUACUUCAUUUUUACUUAACUGCGUUUCGGUUCCUAGCGUAUCUUAUUAGCUUGUAUGAAGACAAGUUAGGGUUUAUGCAUGAAUUAAUCAUCUCUGGUUUAACAUAGCCCGAAAACUACCCCAUUAUGCAGCAUAUUAAAUCGAAAAACUAGAGCUGAGUAUUUUGGAUAAAACUGCAGUAUGGAACUACUAAUCACUACUAUUUAUUAAUCUGCGUGGGUCCACCUAUAACAGUGGUCAUAUAUAUAUGUCUGUAUAUAUCUGUAUUUGUCCACGAUUUCGAACCUUGAUGUCAGUUUUGUGUGACUAAUCCCAAAUUAAUUCCUUAUGUCCCUCGUUUGUAUUAUCUGCAGAUUUUUAAAGGAAACAUGCAUCUGAUUAAAAAUCUCCCAUGGAAUAUAAGUUAAUCAUGGGUUUGUUAUUCUAUGUUUUAGUUGUCCUUUAUUUACGGUUUCAUAAGUAUGUACUAAUUAUUCAUUUGCCACAUUGUAAAUAUGUUAUUCUUUUUCUUACAGGAAUGGAUGAAGAUGCUUUAGUCGCUAUGGUCAUGGAGCAGUCUAGACGAGAGUAUCUUGAAAGUUUAAGUAACAAGCAGAAGACUCAUUCUUCUGCUGGUCGUGUGUCGCCAGAGGCAAAUCAUUCCAACGUCUCUGACUAUGAAUAUACUCAAAGGACGGGUCACGAAUUGUCGUCGGAAGUAACGUUUAGUACGAAAACUGAAGAAAUCCAAGAUACUACCAAUUUGGAUGACAAUCGCUAAAUAGUUAUGCUCCGAAUUAACUUAACAGAUCAGUUUCAUAACUGGUUGUGCCUUUCAAAUUGUCAUGGUUUCUGGAAGCCAUUGCCACUUGUGAUGUAUAGAUGAUUGUCUUUCUCUUGUUUUUUGACCUUGGAUUCAGCCUAUCUAAGUGCUCAAGUUAUCACUAUGUACUGUACCUUUGCUGCUGCCCUAGGUUUAUUUGUAUUAAAAAUGUAAUGAAAGUUGCCUCUGCAACACAACUGUACCUUGUAAUUAUAUGCUUUUGUUUGAGUUAGAAUAUUGUCUUUAUUUUCUGCUUAUUAAUGGCUUUUACUUUCACUUUUAUCCUCUGAGACUGUAUUUACCGGUUACUCCUUAGAAAGUCAGCCGAGUUUCUAAAAUUAGAAACAGUACUAUUUGAAUGGGUUUAUCGCAUCGUCUACAGUUACAUCUCAACCUUCCUCC